AUGAAUUACGAUCUAUAACAAAUGAAAAAGACAUUUUCAAAUAAAAAGCCUCCUGUAGAUAAUCGCUCAGCCCGAAACGUUCAUGAAUAAUUUCUUGAUAAAUAAAGUAUUAACGUAUCAUUUAAUGAAAAAAAAAAAUCAGCUCCAAAAAUGAAUGCUCUUUUAUAAGAACUUUAAAAAAGAACUAACUCAUAAGAUUAGUAAUUUAAUAGAAAAUCAACUACAAACUCUUAACAUGAAAAAUCUUCAAUUAAUAAAACUCAAAGAUCCAUCUCGCCAUAGCUUUUGUAGCUUUUGUAUUAAAUGCCCUAAUAGUCAAAGAAUAUAUAAUAAUAAAAUAAUGUUAGGUUGGAUUAAGAUAAAUUAUUAAUUAAAAAUUAAAAACAAGAUUCUUCUAAAUGCAAAACAGAAGAAUCAAAAUCUCAUAAAAUUGAAUCAACUAGUUCUACAAUAAAUGACUCAGAAGAAUAAGUUUAAUAGUUCAUUAAUUUAGAAGAAAAUGUAUUUACUAUCUUAGUUGUUAUCGGUAAAAAGAAGAAGGUUAUUAAAUAAUGCUAAAAUUAUCUUAAUUAAAUUUCUCAUUUUAUAUUUGAGGAAAAAGAUUAAAUUUCUUAAUAAAUCUUAUAAAAAUCAAUGAUUUUAGAAAGAAUUGGAAUAUUAGUAGUUUUAUACAAAGCCUUAUCAGAUACAUUUGAUGAGGAUUAAUAAAAUUUAAAAAAUUUAUUAUUUUAUAUUCACAACAGUAUGGUUUUACAUUUAGAAUUAAUGCAGAAUUCAAAUUUUUUAUCAUAAUCUUAAAAAGCUUCAAUAUAAGCAAGACUAAAUAAAGCUAGAGCUAGAAAAAGUCCUUAACUUAUUGAUAUUAAUUUGAUACGUAAAAAUAGUAAUGUAGUAUAUUCUCUUUUAAUUCUAUUGUAAAUUAAUUUUAUUAAUAAUUUUUAGUGUUGAAAAUGCAACUGAUAACAACCUUAUAUAAUUGGAAAAAAUCUUAACAAUAAUUGAUAAAAUCAAUUUAUAAUAAGGAACUAGAUUUGUUAAAUACUAAUAUGAUAAAAUAGUAUAAAAUAUAAAUCUAUAUUUAAAAGUUAGUACAUAUUCAAUAGUUGAGAUUAACGAUGGAUUCUUAAGAUUUUUAGUUUGACUAGGAAGAAGUGAUUGAUUGUUAACAGAUACCUUACUUAUCUAAAACAAAUAAAUACACUUUGGUAUUAGAUUUAGAUGAAACAUUAGUCCAUUACUAAGAAGUAACUGAGUAUAUUUCUAUAUAGUUAGUGGAUGAUGGACAAUUUUUGGUUAGACCUUACGCAUAGUAGUUUUUGAAGGAAAUGUCAAAAUAUUAUGAAAUAGUUAUUUUUACAGCAGCACAGUAAGAUUAUGCAGAUUUCAUAUUGGAUUUAAUAGAUGACGAAUAGGUGAUAGGAUAUAGAUUAUAUCGUUAACACACAACUUUAGUGAAGAAUACAUAUGUUAAAGAUAUUAAUAAGAUUGGUCGAGAUGUAAAGAGAACCAUAAUUAUUGAUAAUUUAGCUGAAAACUUUAUGUUUCAACCAGAUAAUGGAAUCUAGAUAUAGAGUUGGUAUGGAGAUUAGGAUGACUAAGCUUUAAUGUUUCUUUCUCCUUUAUUAAUACAAAUAGUAGAAAAGAAGAUUCCAGAUGUGAGAGAAGCUUUAAGAAAGUUUAGAGAUUAGAUGUUGAAAAACAUUGAGGAUGGUGUUUCAGAUCCACAUUUGCAUUUAGGUUUAGAUUGA
Messenger RNA from Paramecium sonneborni, 1748 nucleotides. The record is from the annotation of a GenBank genome assembly. NCBI's taxonomy places the organism in Eukaryota, Ciliophora, Oligohymenophorea, Peniculida, Parameciidae.